CGUCACUGCAGUGAAGGGGCGUGGCCUAGCUGUCGCCAUGGAGACGCGUGGGGGCGACCACGGGCGGCCAAGGCAAAGGCCCUAGAGGUGGCAGCAGUGGCCGCGGCGGCGCGGCUGAACCCGGUCUGGCUGGAGCCCUCCCGGGCUCGGGCAGCCGGGGCGGGCGGGAUGAACGUCCGAGGCGGACGAGGAGGUCCGGGGGCCGGAGAGGAGUGCGACGAGGACGACGACGAGGACUACGAGGAGCGGGAGGCCGUCACCCAGGUCUUCCACGUGUCCCGGCUGCCGCCCAUCUCCGGCUACGUGCCCGAGACCAGCCGGCGAAAGGUGAAGAAGAAGAAAAAGAAGAAGAAGUCGUCGGCCACCGGGCUGGGCAAGGGCUCGGGCAAAGGCAAGGGCUCGGGCAAAGGCGAUGGUUCCAGCAAAGAUCCUAGCUCCAAACUAGAGUCUAUGAAAGAGGUUAAAAGAGAGAAAGAGGAAAACAAGCAUCCCUCUUGUUCCUCCUCGGCUGAAGUGGAAGAGAGCCUUUCCACCAAGAUCAAUGAGAGUCUCCGCUGGGAAGGCAUCCUGGAAGACCCAGUAGCAGAGGAAGAACGGAUCCACAUCUAUAAACUCAACAGAAGAAAACGGUAUCGACUUUCAGCUCUGGAAGGAUUUUGCCCAACUCCAAGUGUCCUGGAAGGGAUUAAUGAGAACGUCUCAGUCCUUCCAGACCCAGAGAGCUGUAUGAACAGCAAACAGCAAGCCAUGAAGGUGGAUUGUCCCAAUUGUUUCCUUGAUGGAAACAUGACAUCAAAGAUCCUACCCUCUCCAGAAUUAGCGACAGCCAAUGUAUCCAAGCAGAAGCUUUCUUCUGCUUUGGCAAAUCUAUCCUGAUCCGAGGGGGGGGUGUGUGUGUGUGUGUGUGUGUGUGUGUGUGUGUGUGUGUGCAUGCGCUCAAGAGCACGCAUUUGCACGUAUACAAAAAUUAAAUAAUGGAAACCAGGCCAACCCUCAAGAGGACAGAUACUUUGUUUUGCUAUUACGAUCAGCCUCUCCUUUCAAUAAAAUGUUAUGUACCAAAAUAAAACCACCUCUUUAUAAAGAACAACAACAA
Messenger RNA from Phascolarctos cinereus (koala), 1096 nucleotides. It is a transcript of the gene LIAT1, whose product is annotated as ligand of ATE1. Gene Ontology annotation, biological process: protein arginylation. Lineage: Eukaryota; Metazoa; Chordata; Mammalia; Diprotodontia; Phascolarctidae. The record is from RefSeq and is a predicted model, not a curated record.